Molecule: messenger RNA, 2332 nt
Organism: Acipenser ruthenus (sterlet)
Lineage: Eukaryota; Metazoa; Chordata; Actinopteri; Acipenseriformes; Acipenseridae
Product: cadherin-related family member 4-like
Exons: 18
Coding region: 159-2033 (624 amino acids)
Biological process (GO): homophilic cell-cell adhesion
Cellular component (GO): catenin complex; membrane
Molecular function (GO): cadherin binding; calcium ion binding
Source: RefSeq, a predicted model, not a curated record
AUGCAACGCAGAAGCAACAGACAUCAGAUUCCAGUCUGACAUGCAGCAGUCUGUUUACAAGACCGGGUGGUGACACAGUGAAGGUUCUUCAAAAUGUGCCUCCCUUCACUACACUUUAUACAAUUGUGAGCCAGCCUUCCAAAAAACUGACAUACAAAAUGAGUACAUUGCCUCCAUCUGCAUCGUCUCUGUUUAACAUUACCCAAAAUGGAGAAAUCCUUGUUCCAGCCAGUGGCUACAGCUCCAAACAAGCGGAUCAGACGUACAAGCUGGCCAUCACAGUGGAAGAGGAACCAGGGGGAGCAUCAUGCACUGGAUUAGUGAAUAUCAAUGUGCUUCCGGUAUACUUUGUGAACUUCACGAAGAAAUCGUACUCUGCAAGUAUUCGGGAGAAUACAGGGCCUAUGGCACUUGUAACGACAGUGACAGCUAAUGGUGUGAAUGUGCGUUAUGAGAUAAUAGAUCAGAGCCCGACAACCAGCAGCUUUCAGAUUAACGAAGUUACAGGGGAGAUCAGGACCACCUACAAUCUGGAUCUGGACUUUCUGGACAAGCGAAGUCCAUCUUCAGUUCAAUUACAGGUCCGAGCAUAUGACCCGAUCCAUCAGGUCAACGCAACAACCCUUGUCAACAUCACUGUGCUGGAAGCCAAUGACAUUCCUCCCUUCUGCACUCCUGCUGUUUUUGUGGAUACAGUUCCUGAGACCACACCCAUUGGGUAUAAAUUCUUUAAUCUAAACUGUAACAAGGAUCAGAAAAAACAGACACUGUCCUACAAGAUCAUUACCAAUGCCAACUCCCUUUACAAGUUCCGACUUCAGAAUGGGGAGUUUCAGGUGAAUAAUACUAUAACAUAUGACUCUGCUGAAAUGGCAAGCGUCAAUUUCCAAUAUUUUGCCUCCAUCAAUGUGACAGACAGCAGCACAGUGCCAUCACUCUCAACAAUAGUCAACAUAUACAUCACUGUGACACCAGUCAAUCAGUAUGCUCCAGUCUGUCACCCUCCCUACCAGUUUCCUGUUAAAAUGAUGAGUCCAAUAGACACUGCUGUGGGCACAGUGAAUGCUACUGACCGUGACUGGAAAUUCAACAACGUCCAGUUUAAAAUCAUUGGAGGGAAUCCCGAUCCUCCGCUGUUUGAUAUCGGCCGUCGCACUGGGAUAAUCUAUCUCCUCAACAAUCUGGAAUAUGAACAACUUAGGACCUUCAAUCUGGAAAUCCAAAUAGUGGAUUUAAACCAGGAUAUUGAGCCAGACCCCAAGAAUCAAAAGACUGGCAGCUGUACCAUCAUUGUCUAUGUGCAGGAUACCAGCCCUGUGUGUAACCCAUGGUAUUAUAUAAAGACCAUCUGCUCCACAUAUUCACCAGAAAGUCAAGUGAUAACUCUCUAUUGCACUUCUACCAAUGCCUCUGUUUCCUAUGAAAUUAUAGGAGGUAACACCAAUGAACAAUUUUCUAUGAGGGGAUCUACAAUAUUCACCCAGAAUGCCUUCACUUAUUACACUCCGGGGGUGGUUGAUCCCACCUCCUUUGAGCUCCUGGUUAGAGUGACCGUUGACACAGCCCCAGAGCUCUCCGCCACGGCAACAGUGUUAGUGCAAGUGGCAUACUGCACGACCACAACCACCACCACCACUACUGCGACAACCACAAGAACAACAAGGAUCGUCACAGUGAUGGAGUAUUACUGGGCUCCGGAACCCUGGUUUGUGGCAGUGAUGACUGUAACUGGAGCUCUCCUCAUUGUGGUUCUAACACUGCUGAUCUGGAAAUGUUUCAAAAGGUCUUCCCUGUGUAGGCAGCCUCCAGUUAAAGAAGCUAAGCCGAUACUGCAAAUUAAGUCUUCUGAUCUAAAAGGUCUGUCAGACAUGCAGGGUGAUUCACCUCCCAAACCAGAUGACCUUCUGAUGAAGAAACUGAGUAUGCCGUCUCUGAACCAGCAGAGCACAAAAUUUGAUGGAAAAGCAGAAGACCCUGUUACAGGCCAGCAGUAUCUCUACAGUUCCAGCACUGGAGAGCGUCGCUGGAUGUGAAUGGGGAUUGUGUCUUGGGGUUAAAUCUUGUUUUCACGUAUUGUCUUUUAACAUAAAACACAAAAAUAAAUAUGUAUGUAUGUCAACAAUUGUGAUUGUACAGGAUAAGCUAUGUAUAUCAACUUAUAUUAUGGGACACAUUUCCUGAGGGGGCUUACCUUAACAUUAUCUAAAUAUAUUUUACUAAAAUUCUUGUUCCUGAUUUAAAAGUUAAUUUAGUCUGGCUUUGAAUGAUUUGCCACUCAGUUAUCUUGUAUGAUGGUAUGUGUCUCCAAAUCAAACAUACUUGCUGGAUAAUA